AUGGGCUUUUUGGCCAAAUCUCAGAACCCAGGAAAGCUCAGUGUGGGGAAUGUGCCAUGUGCAGCCUGCUCAGCCUCUGCUGUGCCCACCUGCCAGGCCCUCUCACAGGUGCCCACACCCUCAGUGCCCGGCCUCAGGCUCCCCAUGGCAGCACCCAGGAACACCAUGGUGAGUGAGCCCAUGAGUGAAGGAGGGACCAGCCAGUGCAGCCUCAUUGAGAGCAUAAGGCUGGUGAACAUCUUCAUCCACCCGACCCUGGCCCUGCCGGGGGACAGCAGCCCCUAUUGUCUGCUUGUACAUCAGAAUCAUCUUCUGGGAGGUCAGGUGCUGGUUGGUGUGUCGAUGGCCCUUAGAGGAGAAACUGUUCAGCCUAUCUCCUGCCUCACUAGGAAGGAAACCACAGCCGAGAGACUGGCUGGUGAACACCAGCUCUCUGCCCCAGGACAGAAGCAGAGAAGGGUCAGACCCCCAUAUCCUCUCCUUAUAGAAUUUACUACCAGAAUUGAUGACACUCGCUUGAAGAAGCCCAGAGGCCUCGUGAAGCCCAGCCCCUCUCCCCCCACAACACACUUCGCAGAGGCGCAGGCCCAGGGAAGGAAGGACCCUGCCAAGGUGACACAGAGGCAUGCCACAGAGUACUCCCAGGGCCGGUCACCCCGAGUCCUGGGCCACAGAGCAGACGGGCUGGCCUCUGCCUCUGGGGUUGCACAGGAGAAGCCUGCUACUCUCCCAAAGAAAGCAGACCGGACUCCCAGAGACCAUCCACAGGCCAGCCUGUCCCCUGCCCGUCGGAUCCGACAGACACACUGCCUCAUAUCAAAGCCCAUGAAAACACUGUGA
Molecule: messenger RNA, 840 nt
Organism: Rangifer tarandus platyrhynchus (Svalbard reindeer)
Lineage: Eukaryota; Metazoa; Chordata; Mammalia; Artiodactyla; Cervidae
Source: the annotation of a GenBank genome assembly